Molecule: messenger RNA, 981 nt
Organism: Cuscuta campestris
Lineage: Eukaryota; Viridiplantae; Streptophyta; Magnoliopsida; Solanales; Convolvulaceae
Source: the annotation of a GenBank genome assembly
AAUCAUAUAUUAUUAUUUACUAAUAUAUUAUAUUGUUAAUUUUUUAUAAAUUAAUAUUAUAAUUUUGAAAUUAAUAUAUAAUUAAUAUUUAAAAUAUUUAAUAUAGUCCUUUUUUAUCAAAAAAAAAUAUAUUAAAAUGUCGAGAGAGUCCGGUAGAAGGUCCAUGGAUAUGGGCGUCGUGAACCAAAGUUCGAGGAGAGGCAAAGCUAAAGCCACCUCCGACGGUUCGACCUCACGUAGUUCUCAAGGAAGACACUCCGUGUCUUCCUUCCCUAGUAUUCCUGAUCAAUUCGUGGGCGACGCUUUGACGGAUCAAGAAUUCGACCAUUAUAUGUCAGGUAGAGCCGACGCCAAUCUCGAAGUUCUUGAAAGUAUAUUCGAGGACAUUGAUGAAGCAGAAAUGGAUGUGGAUCCUACACCGCACACCAACCAUCCUACCGACGUCGACGAGGAGGCAGGUGGUACAACUGUGAGCUCGCACAACGAACUUGCUAUGUACCAAGGGGUGCCAUGCGAUUACGACGACGACGAUGACGUGGUGUUUGACGUCCUCGGAUGGUGGAAGCGGAACGAACACAUGUUCCCAUGUCUCGGAAUGAUAGCAAGACAAGUUUUAUCUGUCCUGGUAUCAACCGUAGCAGUGCAACAAGAAUUCAGUCCUGGCGGCAACAUUCUAACCGACUACCGAAGUUGUCUUAGCGUUGAAUCUCUUGAAACACUUGUUUGCAAUAGAGAUUGGCUCUUGGCAAGACGUCGAGCUCCAGAGUCAGGAUAUGAAUUCAAUUCCGAACAUUACAUGAAUGCAACCACAGAUGAAAGCCCUAGUUCUGAGGAAUAAGUUAUAAACUUUUUUAUGUUAAUGCAAAUAUGUAAUUAGUUUUUUUAGGUGAGCGAUAUAUAACCUCCUUCGAGGGUUUCUUUACGGUUCUUUACCUCGUCGCUUUUUUUGAACCGUCAGGAUAUUAAAUGUAGUUGUUUCUC